CUCGGAGCCUGCGCUCCUCCGUCGCGGGGACGCGCCUGCACUUACACGCACACACCCGCCGCGCGGCCAGGCCACCGGCCAGCCUCUCUGCCUCUCUCCCCCCCUUCUCUUUCCUUUUCCUCCGUUUUCCGUUCACACCCGGUUUACCGUUAAACUUUUCCCUCCUGAACCAGCGCGCGAGGAGCGGCCGCCGGGGCGGACAAAUAACCGGAUUACCGAGUUUCAACGAGGAGCUAGCGGCCGGACCUGCCGUGAUUCUCCGCCCUGCCGGCCAGCCCGCAGCGGGCCUCAACUUUCCUUCAGCUCCUUUCUCUUUUUUUUCUCUUUCCGCCUCCCGUUAAACCUAACGGACGGUGACGUCAGGCCCCCAAAAAGUUGUGAAUCGGCCUCUGCCGCCGCCGUUACACCGGAGGAGACGACGUUAGCCCGGACCAGGACCAGGACCACGGCUGCUCCACCGGCGGACCGGCCCUGCUCCCCGCCCGCCGGCUUUAUUUGUUUAUUUGUUUAUUUGUUGUUGUUUUGUGAUCGGGGAGAUGGGGACGGUGUGAGCGGAUCAGCGCGUGGCUUCCCCGAGACGCACGGUUUCCUCCGGUCCGGUAGAGGUGGGGUGGGCGGAGCUGAAUGAUGGCGGGUGCAUCAGUGAAGGUGGCGGUACGAGUCCGUCCGUUCAACUCCCGAGAGACGGGACGCAACGCCAAGUGUGUGAUCCAGAUGCAGGGAAACACCACCUGUAUCUCUAACCCCAAACAGCCCAAAGAUGGAGCCAAGAACUUCACCUUCGACUACUCCUACUGGUCACACACAACGGCGGACGACCCCGGCUUUGUGUCUCAGAGACAGGUGUAUAAGGACAUCGGGGAGGAGAUGCUGCUUCACGCCUUCGAAGGAUACAACGUGUGUAUUUUUGCGUACGGGCAGACGGGCGCAGGGAAGAGCUACACCAUGAUGGGCAAACAGGAGCCAGGGCAGGAGGGCAUCAUACCACAGCUGUGUGAGGACCUGUUUCAGCGCACAGGAGAGAACACGGACCCUGACCUGACCUACUCUGUGGAGGUGUCCUACAUGGAGAUCUACUGCGAGCGUGUCCGAGAUCUGCUGAACCCAAAGUCCCAGGGGACUCUGCGGGUUAGAGAACAUCCCAUCCUGGGGCCGUAUGUGGAGGACCUGUCCAAACUGGCCGUGACUGGAUUCACCGACAUCCGGGACCUGAUGGACGCCGGCAACAAAGCUCGGACGGUCGCUGCCACAAACAUGAACGAGACGUCGUCCAGGUCACAUGCCGUCUUCACCAUCGUCUUCACCCAAAAACGACGAGACCAGAUGACCAGCCUGGACACUGAGAAGGUCAGUAAGAUCAGUUUGGUCGACCUGGCUGGAAGCGAGCGAGCCGACUCGUCGGGGGCAAAGGGCACCAGGCUUAAGGAAGGAGCCAACAUCAACAAAUCUCUGACCACACUGGGAAAAGUGAUUUCAGCUUUGGCUGAAAUGCAGAGCAGUAAGAAGAGGAAAAGUGAUUUUAUUCCCUACAGAGACUCUGUGCUCACCUGGCUGCUGAAGGAAAACCUGGGGGGAAACUCUCGGACGGCCAUGAUCGCUGCUCUGAGUCCUGCUGACAUCAACUAUGAAGAAACCCUGAGCACUCUGAGGUACGCCGACCGCGCCAAACAGAUCCGUUGUAACGCCGUGAUCAACGAAGAUCCGAACGCCAAACUGAUCCGAGAGCUGAAGGCCGAGGUGGAACGUCUGAGGAACCUGCUGUUCUCCCAGGGUCUGCAGGAGCUGCUGGGUAACACUGUCAACAGCAUCAGUCCAGGUGGGGUUGCAGGUGUUCCCCCCUCCCCGCUGCAGCUGGCUCUCACAGCCAAUGGGAUCACACCUAAGAAUGGCUCCGCCCCUCCAGCUGCAGGUGAGCCGACGUCUGCAGGUGACGUACCUGCUGACCCUGACCCCGACCGCCUGACCGAGGACGGAGAGGAAGGAGAGGAGGCAGUUGCCACGGAGACCAUCAGUAAAGAGGAAGCAGCUGAGAGACUGUUGGAGACAGAGAAGAUCAUCGCUGAGCUUAAUGAGACGUGGGAAGAGAAACUCAGAAAGACCGAAUCCAUUCGUCUGGAGAGAGAGGCCCUGCUGGCAGAAAUGGGCGUGUCCAUUAAAGAGGACGGAGGGACGCUGGGCGUCUUCUCUCCUAAAGGAACGCCUCACCUGGUCAACCUGAAUGAAGACCCUCUGAUGUCAGAGUGUCUCCUCUACUACAUCAAGGAGGGACUCACCAGGGUUGGACAACAGGACGUGGACAUUAAACUGUCCGGGCACUUUAUCAAAGAGAUUCACUGUGUUUUUGUCAGUGAGACCAAUGAUCAGGGGGAAGUGGUCGUCACUCUGGAGCCGUUAGUCGGAGCGGAGACGUACGUCAACGGGAAGCAGAUCACUGAGGCUGUCGUCCUCAAACAAGGUAACCGCAUCGUGAUGGGGAAGAACCACGUGUUUCGGUUCAACCACCCGGAGCAGGCGAGGCUGGAGAGGGAGCGCAGCGCCACGGCCGAGCAGCAGGAGGAGCCGGAGGACUGGAACUACGCUCAGAGAGAGCUGCUGGAGAAACAGGGCAUCGACAUCAAACUGGAGAUGGAGAAGAGGCUGCAGGACAUGGAGACUCAGUACCGCAAAGAGAAGGAGGAAGCUGAUCUGCUGCUGGAGCAGCACAGGCUGUAUGCUGACAGUGACAGCGGUGACGACUCAGACAAACGCUCCUGUGAGGAGAGCUGGAGGCUGAUUUCCUCUCUGAGAGAGAAACUACCUGCCAACAAGGUGCAGUCCAUAGUGAAGCGCUGUGGUCUGCCCAGCAGUGGGAAGAGGAGGGAGCCUCUCAGAGUCUAUCAGAUCCCUCAGAGGAGGAGGAUCAGCAAAGACCCCAAACGGGUCACUAUGGAAGACCUGCGCAUGCAGGCUGUGAAAGAGAUCUGCUACGAGGUGGCUCUGGGAGACUUUCGUCACUCCCGUCAGGAGAUCGAGGCGCUGUCCAUCGUCAAGAUGAAGGAACUCUGCCGCAUGUACGCCAAGAAGGACUCCAACGAGAGGGAGAGCUGGAGGGCCGUGGCCCAGGACGUCUGCGACACCGUGGGCAUCGGAGAGGAGAGGAGCCCCCCCACGGAGGAGGGAGGAGGAGGAGGAGAGACGGGGGAGGGAGGAGAGAAAGGAAAAGUGUACGACCUGAAGGCUCACAUCGAUAAGCUGACGGACAUUUUGGAGGAGGUGAAGUUACAGAACAACAUGAAGGACGAAGAGAUCAAAGCUCUGAGGGACAGAAUGAUCAAGAUGGAGAGCAUCAUACCUGUUCAGGACGACGAUGUGAACGGCGAAGGAGGCGAGUCUCCUCAGAGAGAGGGGGGCGGGGACGGCGACAGCCCUGUCCAGCCGGAGGUCAGAGUCCAGCGGCUGAUGGACGAGGACCCGGCGUUCAGGAGAGGGCGCCUCCGCUGGCUGAAACAAGAACAGCAGCGAAUCCUGAAUCUGCAGCAGCAGAACAUCACCAAGAAACUACGAGGACAGAACCAGAACCAGGGUCAGAACUCCCCCACUGUCCCCGUACACCUCCCAGGAACCGGGCGCUUCAUCCCUCCCCAGGAAUGCAAGCUCAAGUUCCCCUUUAAGAGUAACCCCGCCCACCGGUUGUCAUGGGGACCAGCCAGCGCUGCUUUGCAGGCCCUGGGUCUGGGGGACGGAGGAGACGGGGGAGAGCAGAGGGAGGAGGGGGGAGGAGGAGGAGUGGAGGGUAAAGGUUCUCCCUCACCUCCUCCUCCUCAGGGGCAGUCUCCUGCGCUCUUGCCCCUUCCCCUCCAGGCCCCGCCUCCUCGUAUGCGCACCCCUAGCCCUCAUCGCGCCUGGCAACAGCGUAACCAAGGCAACCAGGGUAACCAGGGUGGCUUUAACUACCAUCUCCAAGGCAACAACCAAAACCACCAGCGCCGCUACCGCCGCAACUCUCUGGACAGCUCCACCCACGGUAACAGUAACUAUGACAACAGCCAGCAUCAUAGUGGCGGUGGUCACCAGGGACGACCAAGGCAGAGGAGGGGGGUGUCCCCAGGCCCAGGGGGGGAGAGAGGAGGAGGGAGAGGAGGAGGAGGAGGGAGAGACAGAGACAGAGAUGGAGGCUUCCAUUAUAACCAACGCCAGCACCAUCAGCACCACCACCAUCCCUACUACAACCCCCACAAUGCACCAUUCCAGCCAGGACCUUACCCCAACUACCACAGUCUGCCACGCUCUGGGGCCCCGCCUCCUCCUGCUGACAUGCUGCUGGGGGCGGGGCCACUGCCAGGGGGGUGGGGCUUCACCACCCCUCCCAGGAUGAGACGGCAGUUCAGUGCACCUGACCUCAAAAACAACAAGGAGACCCCCAUCUGACCUCUGACCUCUGACCUCUUUCCUCUGGAGGUCUCUGAUUGGCUGCAGAACACAGGGUGGUUCUGAUGCUGUAGAGAAUAGGGUGUGUGUGUGUGUGUGUGUGUGUGUGUGUGUGUGUGUGUGUGUUGCAGCACCUUUACCGUACUGAGUCAGCUCGUCACACACCAACUAACGUCGCACACAUCCUGUAUCAUCAGUCCUGCUGUGUGUGUGUGUAUGUGUGUGUGUGUGUGUGUGUGUGUGUGUGUGUGUGUGUGUGUGUGUGGCUUUCUCCUAGCUUUUACGUUAGCCCAGGUUAGCUGUUGCCAUAGCAACACUGUUUUCAGGAAAGUGGAUUAUUUAAUUUUUCGCAGUUUGUCAGUGUCGAAAAAAAUCAAAGUUUAUUACACAAUGAUUUAGAUUUAUUGAUUUUAUUGAUUGCUGAUAUUGAUUUGUGCUGUGGUGUUGAGCAGUCGUUUAUAACAAGGUUAUAUAUAUAUAUGGCUGACAUGUUAGCUCUUGAGGCUAGCUCCUGUUAGCAGGCGUCUGCUGUUAUGUUUUCUCUUUUUCUUUUUUUUUUUUUUACAGAUGACGUGUGUCGGUUUGAUUCCCCGGGUAGGAUGGGUGAUCGUAGGGACUUGAGUUUUAGCUCCUCUGUUUUAACUGCCGUUAGCCCAGGAGGCUAACUAGCUUGAUUUAGGCUAAGAGGUCUGUGUUAGCUAGUCAGUUAGCCUGACCAGGGAGCAAGGGGACUAGUUAGCUUUUCGGGCUAAUAGGUUAAGGCUGAAGCGAAGCCUAGCAAGAGCAGCAUGCAUGUUACAUGGAAGUUAGUUUGUAUGAGUUGAUCAUAAUUAUCACUCAAACUGGGAGCAGUUUUUGUUGAAUGUUCCCAUGAUGCACCACAAGAACUAACCGCUUGAAGGAGCGACUCAUCAGAGCUUGAACACGGUGAGCGCUGUGCAGUGACUGAUCCUGUCACUGUCUCGUGUUUCUGUAAAUUUACCGUCUCUCCCGUGUGACUUGAACGCCGCAUCGCUCAGUGCUAGAAACCAAAGAAAGCUGCUCUGUGGCGCCUCCUGCAGGAGAACUGACACACUGCUGUACUGAGAGGAGGAGGAGCAGAGGAAGAGGAUUGUUUGUAUAUUUGAAGUGUUAUUGUUUUUAUUGAUCUGUUUUCAGAUUGGCUGUGACAUAUGAAACAUGCUCACGGUGAGUUCACUGUCUCUGGCAAUCAUGGGAAAUGUAGAUAAGUGAUACCUUACAUGUGAUGCAUCAUGGGAGAUGCAGGAAUCAUGAAACGUGAUGGAUUAUAGUUUACGUAGGGCUGAGGGAACUCUGGGAAAUGUAGUGAGAGACAGUUGGUGAUAAGAGAAGACAGAAGGACGAGUGAGAUGAAGAAACAUGAAAAGCUUUGAUUUUAAAGUGGCAGAGACACGACACGUUGUGUGUGACGUUUAGUUCCUCCUGUUAGAGUCCGACACAAAGUGUCUCCCUGAGACGCCGGGAGGAAGGAGACUGUCUUUGUCCUGUUUGAGUCGUAUGAAGUUUAAUGCUGUAAGAAAUGAAUCUUUUCAUUAUGGAUUAAUUAAAGAUUUUCAGUGGACAAACAGAGACACCUGGACCCAUUGAUUAUCGAAACGUUCAUCUGAUCAGUUUCUGAUCAGCGUUUUCCAAAGGUCACACGGGGAGUUUUUUUUUCUGUUGCGUUCACUGACCUCUAAAAUACAGGAAGUUGUCACUGACCUGCCACAAAUUUCCAGCUUCCUGCGUCAGGCUGAACGCCGCCGUGGUGCGUUUGACGUCCUUCACUGACGACACGUUUACCGUCAGGAGUCAGCAGCACUGCCUAAAGCCUGCCCACACAGAGCAAGGCAUUGUGGGAGAUGACGAGUGGAGCGUUUUUGUGCUCCGUGACUUUCAGACCUUUCCACAAAGAGGUCAGAACCAACCAAUGGGAGCGCUCCCUCCGGCCGUCAGCCGGUCAGGGAGUCGCCACGAUGAUGAUGACAAAAACAGAACUGAUUGUGAUUGGCCUGAGAAUCAUGACAUCAGCAGGAUGUUCCACCUUGUUUUGCUCUGCUGUCUCUGGUAUUGACCAAUCACAGGACAAUCUUGAUAACCUGCUGCCACCGCUGGGCAUGAUGGGAAACGAUGUUUCUGUUUAAAGUUUUUUCUUUUUCUGUUUUGUUUGUUUCAGUUUCCAGCUUUAGCGUCUGAUUGGCUGUUUUCUUUUUUAUUUCCUUUGUGAAUCCGUUUGCUUCCUGUCCUGAGUAUUUUAACCCCGCCUACAUGUUCGACUUCUGCUCUAUGAUGUCAUCAUGUCAUCAUCACUAUUAUUAAUAUAAUAUAAAGUUCUAAGUGUCAUUAAUAUUGGGUUCUUGUGGAUGCUGCUAAAGGGAUCUUUGCCCUCAUGCAACUGCCUGAGAGUGUGCGCGUGUGUGUCUUUGUGUGUGUGUGCGCGUGUGCGCGCGUGUGUGUGCGUGUCUUUGUGUGUGCGCGUGUGUCUUUGUGUGUGUGUGUGUCUUUGUGUGUGUGUGUGUGUGUGUGUCUUUGUGUGUACGCGUGUGUCUUUGUGUGUGUGUGUGUGUGUGUGUCUUUGUGUGUGUGUGUGUGUGUGUGUGUGUGUGUGUGUGUGUGUUUCCUGGUUCAUUUAGAAUCAUAAUCUAAAGAUAGUUUUACUUUAUAAAUCUGUUUCUCUUCUAAUCGUCUGUUUAAUUUUGUUGUUUUGGAGGUUAGAGGAGGAGGGGGAGGGGCCUGAAGGGGGGGG
Molecule: messenger RNA, 7153 nt
Organism: Toxotes jaculatrix (banded archerfish)
Lineage: Eukaryota; Metazoa; Chordata; Actinopteri; Toxotidae
Gene: kif1ca
Product: kinesin family member 1C
Exons: 29
Coding region: 625-4407 (1260 amino acids)
Biological process (GO): microtubule-based movement
Molecular function (GO): ATP binding; microtubule motor activity; microtubule binding
Source: RefSeq, a predicted model, not a curated record